Erythranthe guttata (spotted monkey flower) is the source of this 1077-nucleotide messenger RNA. Its product is annotated as structural polyprotein. Lineage: Eukaryota; Viridiplantae; Streptophyta; Magnoliopsida; Lamiales; Phrymaceae. The record is from RefSeq and is a predicted model, not a curated record.
AUUUGGAACAAUAUAAGGAUAUCAAACAUUACAGGGACCAAAAUGGAAUGAACAAAAUCAGUUGGGGUCGUAUAUAUAAUAUUUCAUAUUUCGAAAGAGAGAUCGAUCUGCGAAUUCAUUCCAUUAACACCCAAGAUCUCGCACCAGAGAAGAAGAAAGUACAGAGGGAAAACAAAAUGAUCGACUCUAUCGGACCGCCAUUAAUACCACCUCUCGUCUUCUUUCUAUUGUUAUUUACAUCCGCCCAAGUAUCGCUCUCAGAAUUAACAGCAAUGAAAGGGAGAAGUCUGAUGGGUAUUAAGGAAACCCCAAAUGGAGGAAAUGUCACCUUCGAUUGCUCUCCUUCGGGCCCUUGCAUACCCUGCGCUCGCUCUGAAAAGAGGGACGAAAAAUACCACUGUGGCGAAACCGGAUAUCGCAUUCGCUUGAAAUGCGUGCCCUCCGGCUCUGAUUCGAAAGAUGCAAAAAGUUCAAAGGCGCAGGAAAAACGAUCCACUCUCGAGUCUGAUGAGCAAAUCACUUCUUCGUCUAGGCAAAGAAGAUUGAAGAGUGAUUCGUCCAAAUCGAAAGGUUCUUAUGCCACUUACAGAAGCUGUAUACCUGCAGUAAACGAAGAAAAAUUGUCGGUGCUUGGUUUUGAGGCAAUAAUGCUGGCUUUGCUGGUAAGCAGUGGCUCGUUUAUAUAUGUGAGGCGGAAACGAAGUAGUGCUGCAGCAGGUGGUGCACCGGUCAGGCUCCCAACUAAUCCUAGGUUUUAAGUUUCACUACGAAUUACGACUUUACAUAAACUGUUUUUUUUUCUUUUUCUUUUUUUUUUUUUUGUUAUAAUGUGAAGGGGUGUUGUAAAUUCCUUUUAUACGUGGUGUUACAACUCACACAAACUACAAAUUCCUUGUGGCGUUUUGUUAUUAACUAUUUGAGUCGGUACUAAACGAGCUAUCUUAUGUGGAAGUGGUUCCCGAAUGUUAUAUAUAAAGUCGAUUCUCGACAAAUUGUAAUAGCUCAACCUAGAUUUGUAUGUGCUUUUGUUACUUGUGAAACAGUGAUUACUCAACUUGGUGUGAUGGAAAUUUCAAA